GGUGACACUCGCAGACAUAGAGCCCGUGUAUAUAAAGUAGAGAGAGGAAAAAAAUCGCAGGCAGAAUUAGUGUUGUAGAGCGGAGCUGCGGAAGGAGCAUUGAGUACAUGGCACUGGGAGUAGGAAGUAGCACCGAGGAAAGCCAUUGCGCAGCAAAUUAGUGGGGCUUUAGGAGCUGUUUGUAGACUGCGCAUUAGUGCUUUCCCGGGCUUAGAGAGACUAACUGGCCAUAAGCUGCCCCUCUGCUGCGAUUUGGCAAAGGUGUAGGGAACCAUGGCAGACGAAGAGCUCUCCGACCAGAGCGGGAUAAGCACGGGCAACUGCGAUAGCGCCAACUGUAAUGUUCUGAGCUGGGAGCAAGUGCAGCGGCUGGACGCUAUCCUUACCGAAACUAUUCCCAUCCACGGCCGCGGCAACUUCCCGACCCUGGAGAUGAAGCCCAGUCAGAUCGUGAAGGUGGUGCGGAGCCGCCUGGAGGACAAGGGGAUACGAGUCAGGGAUGUUCGGCUGAACGGCUCGGCGGCCAGUCACAUUCUGCACGAGGACAGCGGCUUGGGCUAUAAGGACCUGGACCUCAUCUUCUGCACCGACCUCACAGGGGAGGCCGAGUUCCACACUGUCAAGGAUGUAGUGCUGGACUGCUUGCUGGACUUCUUACCUGAAGGGGUUAACAAGGAAAAGAUCUCGCCCCUCACCCUAAAGGAGGCAUACGUGCAGAAAAUGGUAAAAGUCUGCAAUGACUCCGAUCGAUGGAGUCUUAUCUCCUUAUCCAACAACCAUGGCAAAAAUGUGGAACUCAAGUUUGUGGAUUCUUUGCGGAGGCAAUUUGAAUUCAGCGUUGAUUCCUUUCAGAUUAAACUGGAUUCUCUUUUGCUGUUUUAUGAGUGUUCUCAGAACCCAAUGACUGAAACUUUCCACCCAACCAUUAUUGGGGAGAGUGUUUAUGGGGACUUCCAGGAGGCCUUUGAUCACCUUUGUAACAAGGUUAUUGCCACCAGGAAUCCUGAGGAGAUCCGUGGAGGUGGCCUUCUCAAAUAUUGUAACCUUUUAGUAAGGGGCUUCAGGGCAGCUUCAGAAACAGAGAUGAAGUCCCUGCAGAGGUACAUGUGUUCUAGAUUUUUCAUUGACUUUUCAGACAUUGGUGAGCAGCAAAGAAAGCUGGAGUCUUACUUGCAGAACCACUUUGUGGGAUUAGAAGACCGCAAGUAUGACUAUCUCAUGACUCUUCAUGGUGUAGUCAAUGAAAGCACAGUUUGCUUGAUGGGCCAUGAAAGAAGGCAGACUUUGAGUCUUAUCACCAUGCUAGCAAUUCGUGUCUUGGCUGAACAAAACAUUAUCCCUAAUGUGGCUAAUGUAACUUGCUACUAUCAACCAGCACCAUAUGUAGCUGAUGCUAACUUCAGCAAUUACUAUAUUGCCCAAGUUCAACCUGUUUUCACAUGCCAACAACAUACAUACUCCACUUGGUUACCUUGUAAUUAAGAUUGAGUAAACAGUUAUUAGGAGGAAAAUGUUUCUUACACUUACAAAAAGGGGGAACCCAAUUAUUACAGUGUGGUGCGAUUUUGUGCAGUCAUGAUCUGCUCUAGGUAUGAAUCUUUGUGAAGCUUGUGGUUCAUGUGGUUACAUGGGUGCAAGGCCUAAGCUAGACUAUUGUAAUUGGGUUAAGCUCAAGAGCACAAGCAGCCUAUUACAUUAGUGAUCACCACCCUUAAUGUAUAAGGGAUCAACAGUAAACAAAAGUACAGGCUGGCAGUCCAGCUCAGUUAAUAUUUGAAUUCAAAAAGUUUCAUGGACUUUGUGUAAUGAAGUAAAUAUUCCAAACGAAGGAUUAUUUUUGGAUUUGAAGCAAGUACCCUCUUAAAGUCAAAGAAACACAGCUUGGUUGAAAGAAAUACCCCUUUCCAAGGAGAACGAUACAGUUGCAAAUAUGAUAAAACAAAAUGGUGAAUGCAUCAUUCAUACUUUAUAGAUAUGAAUGUGCAAGAGUUUAGUGGCAGCAAAGAGGACCAAAGAUUUCUUAAAGGUGUAUAGCCUAGAGGAGAGCCUAUAUACCGUAUGUACUUGUUACCUUACUGUAUCAAAGUGCCUGUUGCUUUCAUAAAAUUAAGAAAACAUUUGUUUUUUUGAUUUCAUCAUAUCUAUAUUUCAGGUAUACUAGGGAAAAUACAUUUUUACAUUUGUGAUCUGCAGUGGAGUGAAUGCCCAGUUUUUCCUUAGCAAAUACAUUUAUGUUUAUAUCAGGAGGACACAGAAAGGUGUAUGGUAUACCUGCACAUUCACAAGGAUACAUCAGAAAUAGAGGUCAGCUAAAUGUAGCACUUAGGGAGAGUUCAUAAAAAAUGGGUUAGAACAUUUGUACAGUACAAGCCCUGCAAAGAUUUCCUUGUCCACGCCUGGAUAUUAUGUCUUAUAUAUAAAGGAACACAGAUGAAUCAUAUACUUAUUUAUGCAAAUCACAAACAGAUGCAGUUGUCUAACCAGCUGAUUUUGUAAGUUUCAUGUUUGAUUAUAUCUGCCUUUGAAUAUUUAAGUAACUUAAGCACACUGAUGUGGCUGAAAAACUGAACACAAUUGUAAAAGCAAAAAUCAAACUUUUGAAAUUUAAGUUGCACCAGUGAAAAUGAAAGUGAAUCUGAACACAACUAGGUUUGUUCUUGUUGAAUGCUCAAUUUAUUAGUGCAAUGUAAGACCACUAGGGGUAUUUAAUUGGACUUUUGACUUGCAUGGUUUAUUUUCUUUCAGCAUUUGUUGUCAUAAUGAAACUACCAAAUAUUUUUACACUAGAUGUUCAAUCAGUGUUUACAGUGCUAGUACUGUAUCUACAGUUAAUUCUUAUUCUACCUUUAUCUCUGUAAAAGCCAGAACACUGUUUAAAGAAGCAUUCAUGGUUUUCAUUUAUAUCCUUAUGAUAUGGUGUGAAUGCAUGUUUCUCCCAUGUUUAUUGUAAAGACUUUAUGAGACUCUUGUCAACAAAACUUCAUUGUCAGAUUGCACACCAAAGUGUAAUGACCAGAUACUAUUGUAGUGAACCCAGGGUGUGAAAUCAUUUAACAGUGUUUAGUCUUUUUUUUUUUAUUUGUCAUUCAAAGUUUUGGCCUGCUGCAUCAAUGUGAUGUGAAGGGUUUGCAACUAUAUUUAGUUGAGUUCUGGACAAAUAUUAAAGUUUGAAUUAUUGAGGCAGUUGUGCCAAGUGGUUUUAUGAAGUGACACAACACCUUAACAGCUUUUUAAAUAUUUUUGACAUGUGCAGUCUUAACGUUUAUUUGCCUAUAUAUUUAAAUUGUGAAAAUGGAAUUCUUUUUGCAUGAGUUACAAACCUGACAGAGGAGUAAUAAAUACUUAGUCUAUUUCUAAGUGGUGCUAUAAGGCCUAAUGGUGCUGCUUGCAUUGCUAUUAGUUGGUGUGAAUAUAUUAAACAUAAUUGAGGUCCACUCACCUGCUGAAAACUUAAGAAUAUAGUGACGCAUAGGUUUAUUAGGUAAAAAAGGAUGUUAUUGUACUUCAUAAAUUUGUCCUUUAAAUAGCAAAUAAUUUGAUUAUAUAACUUAAAAGAGUAAUUUAAUAAUAUCUGACAUAGGAUUUGCUGCAUUUUUGUUUCUGAUAGACUCUUUAAAAGAAUCCUUCUUUUCAGAGCUCCCGAAAUCUGAGCCCCACCAACCCCCACACACAUUUAGAUCAAAUGUCUGCCUUCUUCUCUGUAUGUCACUUACGAUUAUUUUAGCAGGAACCUGAUUUAUUUACUGUAGCACCAUUCUUGUGAAAUAUGCAGGAUCUGUUAAAGCUAUUGCACUGCCACUUUCUGUUUACAUGAAAAUUUCUGGCUUUUUCUGUGACUGCUCCUGUCUAUUUUAUGUUUGGUCAGUGGAGAGCCUUCCUUGAUUAAUUGUUAGGAGGAAAGGUUUGGUUCCCAUGGCUCAGUCAUCCGACAGUAAAUCAUAGUUGAGAUGUGCUUUUAUAAAUCUGAACAGUAGAUAUUCACAGGGCUUAUGUGUUGAAUUGAAAGGGAUGGCUGGGGUAAUAGGAUCAGCUGGUGAUGGGGUAUAGCCAUUCUUACCACAACUAUUUGUAUUGCAUAAAUAACUGAUUUCUUAAAUAAAGGUGUUGGAGUAUUUAGUUGUAGCAAAUCUACAAUAAUACUGAAUUAAAUUGUAUUUUUAGUAAAUUAUCCGUGCAGAUCUUUCUCUAAAAUAUAUAUUUUAGAAUUUUAAAUAGGACUGCAGCUGGUGUCCUUCUGGAACGGUUCUAACAGCUGUGUGUCAUUUAUAUUUCAUAUGGUAAAACUGACAACUGAAAACUAAUUUUGAAUGCUAUUCGGGCUAGAAGUUAAUGGAUCUUACAUGUCGAUCAUCUAACUUGAUAGAUAUCUGAAACAGGAGAAAACAAGGUCCCCUUUCAAAUAAAUUACUCUAAAGUCAGCUGUUUGUCUGAAAGACAGAUUUAUUGCUAAUCUAUGUUAAUAACCUAAUACAAAUGUGAUGAAACAUCAGAUAUUUUUAAAGCCAAACCAUUGUAUGUUGCACAAAAAAUCAAGGGAGUAUAACUCUACACAGAUACAACGAAUACAAAUACCAAUUUCAGAAUUUUCUUUUUUCUAAAAUAUUAUUUUGCUUUAUACACUGUUGCUUUACAUAACAUAGAAUAUUAUAUUCAGAGCUUUCACUGAUUCUUGUAAGAUGCUUUUGUACAUGAACUUUUAUUAUGCUGUUAAUUGAUGGCUUUGCCAAUUACAAAAAAAAAUAUUUUCUUUAACAUUUCAUUGUAGAAAAUGUCUAUUAGGUGAUUCUGUAAAAGUCAAAAAAUGUCUGUUAUUUAGAAAUGUAGCAAGUCUUAAAUUGGCAUGUGGGAAAACAGAAAAUAUAUGUAUUUGUAAUCUGGUUGCUUACAAAAUAUGAUUGUGUGGAUUAAUUGCAAUUAAAUAAAAAAGCUUGACUGCUGCAGAGUCUUGCAGCUUUUCUACAAGGCUGAAUGCAGUUGGGUCUCCUCCCUCCUCUCAUCAUAUAAACAUUGCCUUCUCAGAGACUCUCUGUUGUAACAAACUACUUCUUUGAAAAACAUUGACCAUAGAUCGUCUAGAACAGGCAGGAAAUCAGAUGAUACACAUGUUGUUUGCAUCCAUGCUAAAGAAAAAGGAUUGUGAAUUUUGUUUACAGCAUCCAAUAUUUGGAUAUAUUUUGUAAAUAAAAAUGAUAUUUUUUCUAA
Messenger RNA from Xenopus laevis (African clawed frog), 5202 nucleotides. RefSeq names its product terminal nucleotidyltransferase 5A S homeolog (gene tent5a.S). Lineage: Eukaryota; Metazoa; Chordata; Amphibia; Anura; Pipidae. Gene Ontology annotation, biological process: mRNA stabilization. The record is from RefSeq and is a predicted model, not a curated record. Gene Ontology annotation, molecular function: RNA binding; poly(A) RNA polymerase activity. Bases 274 to 1482 code for a protein of 402 amino acids. The transcript has 2 exons.